AUUAAUCGCCUGCGUUCCCACUUAGCUUAUGCGUCUCUUCGCAUUCACGGCCUAGAGGCUUAGAGUACCAACCCAGUCCCAAAAACCCCAACCAUGCCGCGGCCACGCGCUCCGGCUUCCGCCGCCGACUUGGUCGCCGCCAAGCUCGCCGCCCAAGGAAUCAGCGCCCAUCAGGUUGACCCCGACUACCUCAGCCACCUCCAGCACCUCCACCCCAACGGCGAUUCCUCCGCCGACUUGGUCGCCGCCAGGCUCGCCGCCCAAGGAAUCAGCGCCCAUCAGGUCGACCCCGACUACCUCAGCCACCUCCAGCACCUCCACCCCGACGGCGAUUCCUCCGCCGACUUGGUCGCCGCCAAGCUCGCCGCCCAAGGAAUCAGCGCCUAUCAGGUCGACCCCGACUACCUCAGCCACCUCCAGCACCUUCACCCCGGCGGCCAUUCCUCCGCCCUCGAGCGCCCUGCCCGCGGCCGUCCCGGCACCCCUCCCCACGCAAACAAGUGCGAGCAGCCCGAGGAUGGCGAAGCCCGAAGCGCCCCCCUCCCCUCCCCAGCCCCGGAAGGAGGCGACCGCCCGGUGGAGGAGAAGAAACUCCCCGCGGAGAUCCCUGGGAACGAAACCGCGGACAUGGAUGAGCACUACAGCACAUUCUGGAGGCACACGCGGGUGGUUGACGACAUGCUGGUGUUCGAGAUGGACGGCGAGGUUCUCAGCUACGGACAGGUGGACAGGGCUGCUGGGACAGACAAGAAGGAUGGGGAGGAAGCGGCUGCCUGGGCUGCUUCAGGGGAGAACGGCGGCGGCGUUAGGAAGGAGAAGGGGAAGGGGAAGAGGAAGGUGGGCAGGCCUGCGCUGAAGGCUCGUGUGCACGAUUCCCCUCCGCAUUGGCAAAAGGGCCGGAAGGAGAAGAAAGGAGCAAAAAAUGGUGGUAAGAAGAUCAAAGUGAUGGAGGAAGAAGAAGAUCAAGGUAGAGGAGUUAAAAAUCGUGCUCAGAAGAACAAGUCUCGUAUGCGCGAUUAUUCCCCUGCGCAUCGGCAGAAGAGUAAGGGAGAGAAGGACGGAGGAGAAAAUGGUGCUGAGAAGAUCAAGGAGGAGGAGGAAGAGGAGAAGGUGCCAGUGAUUAGCACGGGUAGGCCUCCGCUGAACGCUCGUGUUCUCGAUUCCCCUGCGCAUUGGCAACAGGGUUGGAAGGAGAAGAAGGGGGUGAAAAAUGGUGCUAAGAAGAUCAAGUUGGAGGAUGAUGAAGAGAAGCCGUCGAGGGGCCUGCCUGUGAAAACACUGAAUACUGUGAACAGAGAAAGGAAUUCAAGACAUGAUGCUGAGCCUCACGUUGCUUCGGGCUUAGAUGGUGUUGUAUGGCCUACACAUAUCAUGGAGAGGCCAGAUUCAGAAUUCAAGGAAAGGUUGAUCCGUGUUCUCCGCAAACCAUUUAGCCAGGGAGAAUACGAUAUGCUGCUUGGCAAUGCUAGAAUUCGCCUUCCGGCAACAAAGAAAAGGCAGACGCGCAGCGGUGUGAAGUACUACGACUCUACACAUGAAAGGGUGCAAUCAUAUUUUGAUUGUCACCCAGAUCUUGCGAAACAAGUACGUGUAGAAAGCACCAGCAAACCCAAUCAGCUAGCUCUGUUGCGUGGAUUUUUCUUCUGGAUGGAGAAUAUUACGAAUGAGGACCAAUUCAGGCCAUGGAGUGACGAUUUCAAACUUUACAAGAUCAUGGAAUGAGAAACUGAGGUUUUCCCGUGGUAUUGUUAUUUGUCAGCGCAACUCGUAGAAGUGAUGCUACGAGAAACUAGUAGUCUAUCUUGGUACUCAGUCACGACCCUGUUUGCUCAGCAUCUCUUUCAGAUAGAAGGUUUAUGGACGGCAAGAUGUUGUCUGACAGACAAUGUAUUGUUUUGUAGUAUAAUGUGCAUCAAGUGCGUAGAUACAACCCGUCAGCUAGCAUAGUUGUAUGUAUCUAUUUCACAUCAGGGAUCUGGCUGCUGUUGAAUUUGACGCGGGGUUUGCCCAUGCUGAAGUUGA
Messenger RNA from Triticum urartu, 2022 nucleotides. RefSeq lists its product as uncharacterized. NCBI's taxonomy places the organism in Eukaryota, Viridiplantae, Streptophyta, Magnoliopsida, Poales, Poaceae. The record is from RefSeq and is a predicted model, not a curated record.